Messenger RNA from Chaetomium globosum CBS 148.51, 510 nucleotides. RefSeq lists its product as uncharacterized. The transcript has 3 exons. The record is from RefSeq and is a predicted model, not a curated record. The coding region runs from base 1 to 510 and encodes 169 amino acids. NCBI's taxonomy places the organism in Eukaryota, Fungi, Ascomycota, Sordariomycetes, Sordariales, Chaetomiaceae.
AUGGGCAUGGAGUUCGACCUAAGUCGAUACCCAGAUAGGCACGAAUACCUGCUUAACCUACAACCUACCGAAGGUUACUUGGUAAGGUGGUCUCAACCGACACUACAGCAUGGCGCCCUCGCACUAAUAUAUCGCGGGAUUCGCGGCGCUUACACCACCUCGUCGCUUUGUGUGACUUUCAGUGGCCAAUGGAAAGAUUUCACGACUGCGUGCCUUGCCGUCGGCCUCACUCAAGUGGUGGCGCAAUCCAAUGAUGUACGGGAUUCACAGUCAGCUGCCGUGUGGUUCGCGGCUUCGCCUCCUGCAGGCUCUGCAGGUGCACCCCCAGAGCCGCCACAUUCGGCCCUCACUUCGUGCAAGGCUCUAGCUAGGUCGAAUAAUAUUCGAAUACAAAAUACCGAAACUCAUCGCGCGCUGAGAACAGACCGGGACUCUUCCAGUCAACCCACGAGGCAUUACCUGGGCAACGACAGAGUAUACAUUUUACUGCGUCGUGUUAAGGUGACCUGA